This is a messenger RNA of Struthio camelus australis, 3870 nucleotides long. The record is from RefSeq and is a predicted model, not a curated record. NCBI's taxonomy places the organism in Eukaryota, Metazoa, Chordata, Aves, Struthioniformes, Struthionidae.
UACAACGUAAAAGUAACUGUAGUUAAAAACCCUCUAUGUCCCUUCGGCUAACAGUGGCCUUUCUUCUGGCUGUCUUCUCUGAGACGGUUUUAUUUUGUUUUUGUGGGGGUUCCGGAUUUUAUUUUUAUAGUUCUGCUCUUAUGUUUUUAUUUUAUUUUUGUUUUAUCUUUUAACUGGCUCUUGCUUCAUGUGUUCAAGCCUCUGCUGCCAGUGUGGCGUGCCUAUCCCGCCGAACCCAGCUAACAUGUGCGUGGCAUGCCUGCGCUGCCAGGUGGACAUCACGGAGGGCAUCCCCAAGCAGGUCACCGUGCACUUCUGCAAGCAGUGCGAGAGGUAUCUUCAGCCUCCAGGAACUUGGAUCCAGUGUACCUUAGAAUCAAGAGAGCUUCUUGCUUUGUGUCUCAAAAAAAUCAAAGCAUCGCUUAGCAGGGUCCGGCUGAUCGACGCAGGCUUUAUUUGGACUGAACCACAUUCUAAGAGACUUAAAUUAAAACUAACUGUACAGAAAGAGGUGAUAAAUGGAGCAGUUCUUCAGCAAGUAUUUGUGGUGGAAUAUAUGGUUCAGUCUCAAAUGUGUGAAGACUGUCAUAGAGUUGAAGCUAAGGAUUUCUGGAAAGCUGUAGUUCAAGUCAGGCAAAAGACUCUGCACAAAAAGACUUUCUACUAUUUGGAGCAGCUGAUUUUAAAACACAGACUUCAUCAAAAUACACUUCGCAUCAAAGAAAUCCAUGAUGGUCUGGAUUUUUAUUAUUCUUCAAAGCAACAUGCCCAGAAAAUGGUAGACUUUCUUCAGUGCACAGUUCCAGCAAGAUCAAAAUCUUCUCAACGUUUGAUCUCUCAUGAUAUUCAUAGUAAUGUCUACAACUACAAAAGCACUUUCUCUGUGGAAAUUGUUCCAAUAUGCAAGGACAAUGUUGUUUGUCUGUCUCCAAAACUGGCGCAGAGUCUUGGAAACAUGAGCCAGAUCUGUGUGUGCAUUAGAGUAACAAGUACCAUCCACCUCAUUGAUCCUAGCACUCUGCAGAUUGCUGAAAUUGAUGGAAAUACUUACUGGCGCCACCCUUUCAAUAGCUUGUUCCAACCGAAACAACUAGAGGAGUUUAUUGUUAUGGAUAUCAACAGAGUUCAAGAGAAGAGAAAAGGUGCAGGUGCAGGGGCAAGAUCAAACAAACACGCGCUGGCAGAAGCCUGGGUACAGAAAACUUCGGAGUUGAAUACGGAUCAUCAGUAUUUCUGCUGUACUCACUUAGGACACAUUUUAAAUCCUGGAGACCUUGUCCUGGGAUUUGACUUGGCCAAUUGUAACUUAAAUGAUGAGUUUGCAAAUAAGAUGAACCCACAGCAUAUUCCUGAUGUGGUAUUAAUAAAGAAGAGCUAUGACCGUACCAAACGCCAGCGUCGCAGAAACUGGAAGCUGAAAGAGCUGGAAAGGGACAGAGAAGGCAUGGAUACAGACGAUGAAAGACAAUACCAGGACUUCCUUGAAGAUCUCGAAGAAGAUGAAGCCAUAAGGAAGAAUAUCAACAUUUACAGAAAUUCAGAUGUUCCAGUGGAGAGUGACACAGAUGACGAUGGUCCUCCACGAAUCAGUCUGGCUGAAAUGCUAGAGGAUCUCCAUAUUUCCCAGGAUGCCACUGGUGGGGAGGGAGCAAGUAUGAUGACUGAAUAAGAACAGUGCGUUAAUAUAUGCAAUAAAUAUCCACCUGGGGAGGAAAAAAAAUACCCCAAAUUCCCGAUACAUACCUACAUGUGACAAGCUGUAAUUGUUAGACACUGAACUAGGAAAGUAAUGUGAUAGAGAUCACUGUACCCCUAAAUCUUGUUACUGAAUGAUUAUAUUCCAGAGGAUCAGCAAGUAAAGUUAAAUCUCUGGUGGAGGCAUUGCAGUGUAAGUUCCGCAAGUUCCUCACACGUCCCUGAACGCUUUCUCCCCUUAACUUGUGCAGCAUAAAGACCAGCUGACUAACUGCUGGGCUGUCACUAAGAGUAAUGACUGUCUUGUACUUGAGACACCUGAUAAGGAUGGAUGUCCAGAGGGAUAGAUCUUAUUCUAGUUUGCUAGACUUGUAGGUAGAGUAUCUUACCUACUCUUUAUUACUUUCAUUUCUUCAUCUACAAGACAAAUUUUCCUGUCUUAAUCUUUUUAGCACAGUGGUUUGAAGUUUUACAUGAAGGUGCUAGAUUACUCUCCAUUAUAAUAAUUUGGGGAAGGUCAAGCAUGCGUGUCCUGUUCCUGUGGUAAGGCAACUCCAAAUGUACAUGUUGUGUACACAAAAAAACUUCCCUGUAAGUUGAUGAAAGGUGCAGCCCCAUGAAUCAGAAAGAUUGGAAACUUCUCUUCACUGUAAUGAAUAUUGUGUUGUGCGUAAUCUCUAAUACAACAGAGGACUACAAACUAUAAAGAUAUUUUUAUUGUCCAUCACUUAGUCAACUGUUAAAGUAAAUUGCUCUCUAUUAUAAACGCAAAGAGGACAUAAUUCGUUUAGUAGGACAUUAAAUAUUGAUAUCAAUCAGUUUUUAAUUUGCUUUACUGUACAAAAGUAGUGCAACAGAAAUAUUACGAAAUGUUUAUGUGAAUAUGCAUUUCAUUUGACUGAACAGAAAUAAGGAAAUAUACCAUGCAGGAAGAGUAAUUUUGCCACUUCAUUUUCAACUCUUCAGAAAACAUGUUUCAAAAUAACUAGCAUAUAUGAAAGAGGGAAGUACUCCUAAUGUAAAAUUGUGGAAAAUUAGUAAUAGAUGUGUAGGAUUCAGUUAAAGAGGUAUUAGUGAUUCCUCAAUGUAAGCUCUAUGUAAUUGGUAAAAUGAGAACACUUAACAGUUUAUCUGUCACUACUUGUAUGUUUGUAAAAUUAAUUUUUUGAGAAAUAUGUAGGGCUGAAAAUUCACUGCACUGAUCUAUGCAGUAUCUGCUGAUGAGGUGUCAGGAGCACCUUUCUGAAUUUGACAGUACUAAAUAGGUUUUUAAGGUCUCAAAGAAAAUUAAGGAACAAUCAAGACCUUUGCAGUGGGAUAGAUGUUGUUAAGUGAGAGAGAUUUUUGCCUUAUUCUUUAGUUUAAAUGUCAAAUGUUGAUUAAACAUUUCUGAACAGGUGUGACUUUACUGGAUUCCAGCCUUAUUCAUAUCCUCGGUGUUUGAGCCCAGACAGUAUCCGUGAGAGGCAAAGGUAUUUUUGAUUAUAAACGGUGGAGUUAGGUUCCGGGUGGUAUUUCUCUCUCUCUGUUUUUGUUCUGACUAUCUUGUAAUCAUCCGUUUGUAAAGGGAAAAAAAUGAAAAUUUGGAAAGCAAUUUUGAUGUAGCCGAGCUAUAAGCUUUUUCUUGGCACUGUUAGCAGCUCAGCCAUCCCUUAGAAGUGCCAUUUUUUCACUGAAUAUUUGUGUCGUGCUAAGCUCUUCUGCUUCCUCUCUCAAACUUUGUCAUAUAUUUUUACUAUGUAGAAAAGCAGUAAAGGAAAAAAUCUAUAAAGCUGCUGAGGUACAAUUUAUCUCAUACCAGUAAUGUAGUUCAGUAUAGAAAAUGCAUAAAACAAUGUUCCAAAAAAAAACCAGUCAUGAGAAUGCAGCUGCAUAGCUAACCUGAAUUAUCACUACAAUAAAUUUUAUUAUACUGUAGUGGCAGUAGGGUUGAGGAGAUGUAGAUAAAACUCUGUUCUAGUGCCUCCCUUGGACCAAAUCUGUGGAAGUCUUUGAAGAGCUUUAAUUUGUAACCUGUAGCCAAUUCAUAAUGUGUCUGGGUUGGAUGUGUUUUGAGCUGCGUUUUUUCUGGCGGAGAUGAAAGUGAUCAGUCCUUUAUCUUGUUUAGUAAUAAACAAGCUUCCUCUUGUUGGGAGACGAGGGGGGAGAUGGAAUAAAAGCUUUUUUUAAACUGUG